Molecule: messenger RNA, 600 nt
Organism: Salvelinus fontinalis (brook trout)
Lineage: Eukaryota; Metazoa; Chordata; Actinopteri; Salmoniformes; Salmonidae
Product: mitochondrial carnitine/acylcarnitine carrier protein-like
Exons: 6
Coding region: 1-600 (199 amino acids)
Biological process (GO): carnitine transmembrane transport; mitochondrial transport
Cellular component (GO): mitochondrial envelope
Molecular function (GO): O-acyl-L-carnitine transmembrane transporter activity
Source: RefSeq, a predicted model, not a curated record
AUGUCUAAAUACCAGGCAAUAAACCCAGGGAAGAACUUCUUCGCUGGGGGCUUUGGUGGUGUCUGCUUGGUCUUCGCUAGACAUCCACUUGAUACCACAAAAGUGCGUAUUCAGACCAUGCCUGUGCCCAGCCCUGGUGAGAGCCCCCUGUAUAGAGGCACCUUUGAUUGUUUUAAGCAGACCCUUGCCAAAGAGGGAUUCAAAGGCCUGUAUAAAGGCAUGACGGCCCCUAUCAUUGGAGUCACACCCAUGUUCGCUGUCUGCUUCUUUGGCUUUGGCCUGGGCAAGAAACUACAACAGAAAACCCCAGUCCAAGUCCUUACGUAUCCACAGCUGUUUGCUGCCGGGAUGCUGUCAGGCGUGUUCACCACAGCCAUCAUGGCCCCUGGAGAACGCAUCAAGUGUCUCCUACAGAUCCAGGCUGCCAGAGGGGAGCUGAAGUAUGCUGGGCCCAUGAACUGUGUGAAGCAGCUGUACAAAGAGAGGGGAAUCUACAGAGGCACUGCUCUCACCCUCAUGAGAGACGUGCCAGCCAGUGGGAUGUAUUUCAUGACCUAUGAAUGGUUGAAGCACCUCCUCACACCAGAGGGCAAGAGGUGA